AUGGUUGAAUCCCAUAACAACAAAUAUCUUGAAUAUUGUUUUAAAAAGGAAUUAAUUCGUUCUACUUUUGUUAAGCGUGAUGUUGUAAUUUCUUCUCAAAACUUAAAAGCUCUAUUUCUUAUGUUUCAAUACGAUAAGAAAUCAAUAAUGCCUUGGUGUGUUGCUUUUCCACAGUCAAUUGAUAUUUUAAAGAAUGAAAAAUUUGAUUUUACUGAUAUUUGUUAUAGGUUUAUAUUACUUUCGGCAGCUGAACAUGGUAAUACAAAAAUUUGCAAUUAUUUAUUAACAAUGCCAGAAGCGUAUCAAAUUGAAAUUAAUGCAAAAGAUGGAAAUGAAAAAACGGCUCUUAUUUAUGCAACAGAAAAUAAUAAUACAGAAUUGGCGAAGAUUCUAAUAUCGCAUGGUGCUAAUGUCAAUGAGAAAAAUGAUAAGAAACAAUCGCCUCUCAUUAUUGCUGCUAUGAAAAACAAUAAAGAAAUUGUAGAAUAUUUGAUAUCACAUGGUGCAAACAUAAAAGAAAAAGAUGAAAGGAAUAAAAAUGCCCUUUAUCAUGCAGCAAAAAAUAAUAAUAAAGAAAUUAUAGAACUUCUUAUUUCAAAAGGAGUUCGAAUUGAUUCAAAAUUUCAUAAUUCACAAACUGCCCUUCAAAUAGCUGCAGGUCACAAUUGUAAAGAAGUUGUAGAAUUUCUUUUAUCAAUAGGAUCAGAUAUCAAUAUAAGGGAUUAUAAUGGUUGGAAUGCUCUUCAUUAUGCAGCAAAUGGAAACUGCAAAGAGAUUGCAGAACUACUUAUAACAUUAGGUUUGGAUGUAAAUUCAAAAACAAAUUAUUUAAGGACACCUCUUCAUUUGGCAGCUCAGAGUAAUGGUAAAGAAACAACAGACUUUCUUAUUUCGCGGGGAGCCAUUCUAGAAGCUGUGGAUGAAGAUGGUGAAACUCCUUUUUUCCAUGCUGCAUAUUAUAAUAAACAAGAUACGGCAACUCUUCUGAUCUUACAUGGAGCAAAUGUCAAUAUUAAAAAUAACAAAGGUUUGACCCCUCUUCAAUGUGUUGUUCAAAAAGAAAACUUAAAAUUAGCAGAUAUUUUGAUUUCAAAUGGCGCUGAUAUCAAUGUUAAGAAUGAAUUUGGGAAAACAUUACUUCAUUGGGCAGUUGAGAAGAAUAAUAUUAAAAUGAUAGCUUUUUUACUUUCUCAUGAAAUUGAUAUAGAUGAAAAAGACAAUAAUGGACAAACAGCCCUUCAUUUUGCAGUUAUUCGCCCUAAUAAAUUUUUAAUUAAAUUACUGUGUUCAUUUGAUGCAAAUAUGAAUAUUCAUGAUAAUACUGGGAAAACGCCUUUGCAUCAUGCAGUGAAGAAUCAAAGUGAUAAUAUUGCAAAACUUCUUAUAUUGAAUCAUGCAUUUACAGCUGCGCAAAACAAAAAUGGUAAAACUCCCCUUCAUUAUGCAAUAAAAUAUAAUCGCUUAGAAAUGGCUGAAUUAUUAAUUUCAAAGACUGAUGAAGAAUAUCUUGAUGUUAAAGAUGAAAAUGGAAAGACAGCUCUUCAUUACGCUGUAGUAUAUGGACGAUAUAAAAUUGUUGUCAAGCUUCUUUUAAAGGGUUCAAAUAUAAACCUUACUGACAAACUUGAUAAAACGGCACUUCAUUAUGCUGCAGAGAAACAAGAUCAAUUAGUAUCAAUGUUGCUUGUUUCACAUGGUGCAAAUGUAAAUUUAAAAGAUAAUUUUCAAGAAACGGCUCUUCAUUAUGCUGCAGAAAAUAAUUGCAGGCAAUUAGCAAAAAUCCUUAUUGAGAAAGGUGCUGAUAUAAAUGCAAUGGAUGAAGAUGGAAAUACACCUCUUCAUAAUGCUGCAAUAAGUAGUAAAAAAUCUACAAACAACUUAUAUUGCAUGGUGCAGAUAUAA
Trichomonas vaginalis G3 is the source of this 1902-nucleotide messenger RNA. Its product is annotated as cyclin-dependent kinase inhibitor 2C-related family. The coding region runs from base 1 to 1902 and encodes 633 amino acids. NCBI's taxonomy places the organism in Eukaryota, Parabasalia, Trichomonadida, Trichomonadidae. The record is from RefSeq and is a predicted model, not a curated record. Gene Ontology annotation, molecular function: protein binding. The transcript has a single exon.